Oncorhynchus tshawytscha (Chinook salmon) is the source of this 3326-nucleotide messenger RNA. RefSeq names its product SH3 domain containing GRB2 like 2a, endophilin A1 (gene sh3gl2a). Gene Ontology annotation, cellular component: presynapse; glutamatergic synapse; cytoplasm. NCBI's taxonomy places the organism in Eukaryota, Metazoa, Chordata, Actinopteri, Salmoniformes, Salmonidae. Gene Ontology annotation, molecular function: protein binding. The record is from RefSeq and is a predicted model, not a curated record. Gene Ontology annotation, biological process: synaptic vesicle uncoating.
CAGAUUGAACAGGUGAGCCAGCUAGCCGCGCUGGUCCAAGCCCAGGUGGAGUACCAUCGUCAGUGUGCUGAGAUCCUCACCCAGCUGCAGUCCAAGAUGGAGGACCGGAUAAGGGAUUCCUCCAACAAGCCCAAGAAAGAGUUCAUACCUAAGCCGCGUCAGUCCUUGGACCUCUCUAGUGAAAACCACAAUGGAGCCAUCCAAGGAUCCAGGUCCCCAGCAACAAGGUCUCCAGCAAGGUCUCCAGCAAGGUCUCCAGCUCCCCUAGACCAGCCAUCCUGCAGGGCGCUGUAUGACUUUGACCCCGAGAACGAGGGCGAGCUGGGAUUCAAGGAGGGGGACAUCAUCACUCUCACCAACAAGAUCGACGACAACUGGUACGAGGGCAUGAUCCACGGCAGCUCUGGAUUCUUCCCCGUCAACUACGUGGAUAUCCUGGUGCCCCUGCCCUAAAGUCUUUGCCACGGCAACGGCGAAUCAGCAACAGCAGUUUUCCCAGGCGACAAAUCUUAAUCCCUGCAUCCCCAGCUCCCGCCACCCCCAAACAUUCCCAGAAACCCUCCCUUUCACUCCGCUAAAAAGGAGAUCUAACUACAAUGAAGAUAUGACAACGAAAUCGGCUGUGGCGAGAUCAACAACAGCAUGGUGUCACGCCAACGAGUGCUAAUGAAACAGACUUUUGAAAAAAAAAUACGAAAAAUAAGCAAUGAUGCCGUUUUGAAUGCCAUCGUGGACAUUUACCAUCAAACCAAUAAAAUGCUAUGGUUGUUUUUUCUUGUUUCCAAAAAGAGUGUCUCGGUUUUGUCCUCAAGUUUUUUUUCCUUCAGGAGCUUCUACAGUUCCUCAAUCCUCGUCUUUCCUGGCUUCAUCUAGGUUUACAUUGGCUGUGUGUCUUUCAAAAUGGCCGUUACUAUCCUUCUCUGUACUUUGUGGAAACUUCUAGACUAGCAUAAUUUCAUCAUCGUCACAUAUUGUAGGCUACUAUUUCUGGGCGGUUAUCUGGUCCGUUAGAUCACGUUUAGGUCAUGUUUCACACUUUGUUAGACACUGUAGGUCAGGCAUGUUUUAGUGUUUUAUCUUAUCAGAUUUACUUCUUCUAAGUACGUUCAAGCUAAAUAUAUGUUUUUCCCGUUUGAAAAGGGUAGCCUUCUGUUUGCAUGCAUGGAUUGUUUCCUAGAGAGACCGUGUCCAUUUCAUGCUAAACAACAGAUGUAUGUUUAUGACGGAGGGGAUAUCGUUUGAUGUGUCUUUUCAUACAGACCUAAACUGAGAGUGGGGUAUGUAAGGAUUCAGUGUGAUUUAAUCAAGGCACCAUAGUUGGACCAAACUGGCCACCUAUGCAGGAGGGUAGGCCUACAGCAGGGCUGAGUGGUGUCAAUGGCAGAUCUACUCGCUUUUCUAACCGAGGGUGUAGUUCGUUUGCGAUCUACAUUGUUUUGUUGGCAUUCUAUAUCACACAAGUCCUCUGUGUGAUUUAGGUAUGCCUCAUGAUUACAUCUAGUGUAUUUGAGUCAAUGGUUAUAAAUUGGCGAUGAAUAUUUACGGAAACAAAAGACUAAAUUGUGUAGUUCAAUUGUUUUCUAAGUGGCGUAUAAGCAAAAACUGGAACCGUUUCCAUAAUAUGAAAUCAUGUUUAAAAAUUCUUCUCAGUGUGUAUUUUACCAAUGACGUGGAAAUAUUUGUGAAAAUGGUUGCUGUAUUGUGCUAUUUCAUAUAGGAGUUUACCGCUUAUCGGAUUUAGCCUUAUUUUCUUCAACUGUUGGCGAAGUUGUUUUCACUGUAUCAGAAUGUCCUUUAGUCAGAUAAACAAAUAACACUAUAUUGAAGACUAUAAGUCAUGGAAUCUGAUAGGACUAGCUUUAGCUGAUCAUGCUCACAGACAAAUACUGUAUUACGAGGCCAAUGGAAUACACAAGCAAUGCUGUCUCAAUCAGAAAAGGGAACAUUUUAUAAAAAGUGAACACGGUACCAUAUUUAAUUCAAGGAUACUAACAUCAAUAACCAGAUGCAAAUUCCCCUGCCCCUUUGUAUCUUACACUUUGUCUAAAUGUUGUCAGGCAAUCUAGGCAACUUCUCUCUGUCAGGAGUCUCGGUCUGAAAUAACCCAUUCAUACGGUAUGUGUUGCUCGUACUGGUCCAUACUGUAUUUCUGUUUACUGAAGGUUCUGGGGAUCCUUAGUCCCUGUCCCUUGUUGAUUGUCCUUCCCUUGUCAUAUCCCAGGAAUGAAUGGCCGCACAUGUAACAAUACACAAUAUAAGGUACCAAAGCAACAGACUGUUGCAUAUAACAAUAAUCAUCAUUUGGUGGGAACAAGUGUGUAUUAAUAUGCAUGUGUGAGUUGGAAAUGUGUUUUUUUGCAUAUCCCACUCUCCCUGAAACGCCCUGGGAGAGUGGGGUCACGGCCAGAGUCUACUAAAGCAAUUGGAUACUACUGUAUACUUCAAACUCUGGCCUCUGGAUCUAUCUAGGUUUUCUCCAGCAUUUUGAGGACUUCAUUCUCAGUGGUUUUCCCUUCUGCAAAUCCAAUGUGAAACUGUAUGUGUGUAACAGACAGGGCAAUAAGUGUUUCACCCAUUUAUCAUUGUUGUGUGACUGGGUGGGUGUGGUUUGGUUGGGCCGAGGUUGGUAUGUGUUUUGUGAAGGGAGAAGGGAUUGUAUGCGCCACAGGUGGUUUGGUCUACUGUGGUUUGUAUCUAUGAAGUGUACAUUUUCUAUUUUUUUCUGUCAGUAUUAUUUUUCCUUCAUUGAAAUCCUCCUGGAAGUCUAUUUGAUAAAGGACCGAUACAGUAUAGCGCAAUGAUACUAUUGAUGAAGCUGAACCGACCGAAAACCCAUCUAUAGUGUUCUUUUUUUUUUAAAGGGAAGCGCAACUUGAAACGGUCUCGUUUGUUGGCAGAAUAAGCAGAUUCAGAUUGGAACUGGCUGUGCGUUCAAGUUUUUUAAAAGGCUAUAUAUUUCCUUCAUUUUCUUUUCUCUAUAUUUUUUAAAACAAUUAUCGUGUGUAUCUUUGCCCUCAAUGAGGACUGUACAGCUUUUCAGUGAUUUUGUUUUCACCGUGUGUGUGUGUGUGUGUGUGUAGUAGCGCAUCUACGGUAUCGUAUUUUAUUUUUGUAACUGUGAUAAAGUAUAUGCAUAUAUAUACAGUAAUUAUAUAGAACUAUUGUGAUUCGAGGGAUUGUUUGUGCUGCACACAAUUGUCGUUUUUGGAUUCUUUGUUUGUUUUGGUUUCAUCCCUUGCACGGGAUUACAAGACAAUAUGCUUGAUGUUAAAAAUGACUAAAAUAUCUCAAUGUAAUUUAUUCAAAUAAACAACAAGGUUAGAGUU